Molecule: messenger RNA, 5348 nt
Organism: Diprion similis
Lineage: Eukaryota; Metazoa; Arthropoda; Insecta; Hymenoptera; Diprionidae
Gene: ATP8B
Product: probable phospholipid-transporting ATPase IM
Exons: 16
Coding region: 719-4933 (1404 amino acids)
Biological process (GO): phospholipid translocation; Golgi organization
Cellular component (GO): plasma membrane
Molecular function (GO): ATPase-coupled intramembrane lipid carrier activity; ATP binding; magnesium ion binding
Source: RefSeq, a predicted model, not a curated record
AUCUCUACGUUGUGGUUGGCACCUAUCGCGAUGUGACUUGUCAGCCUGACUGCAGGUGAUGCAACUUGUAGUGCGUUAAGUGGACAGAGAGGCUUGCGGGAAGGGAUGCCGGCGAAAUCAAGCCAGUGUUCGGAAUAGAUUUCGGUGUGUACAGUGUCUCGAUUUCCGUGAGCGCGUUCCUAGUGAAGUGUUGUAUAUCGAUUGCUGUGAAAACGCCUAAUGCCCGGCUAGGCAGCUGCAGUCACGAUGUAAAUUUUCUGAUGACAGAUUUGAAUUCAAACUUUAAGGAACUUUAUUCUGAAUCAUUACAGUCGUACAAAAAUUAAUCGAGGCAUACGCUGGCAAAGGCAGUUAAUUUCAAUUUAAACAUGUCUUCGCGUAGGAUGAACGAUGCAGAGUGAAAUGAUGAUCGUAUAUUUGGACGAAGCUGUAACCUGCGCCCAUCGUUACAACGGCAACGUCAGAGCGUAUUAAUAAGUCAAGUAAAAUAAAUAAAGUAAAAAUAAACUGUGCCGAAAUCAUGGAUUUUACCAGACUAUCUUCCUCAUCGACAUCGCGACAAACCGUCGGCUGAGAUGAAUCCGUUACCGCGUGUGCAAUGAUCUCUCAUCAGAGAACUAACCGGGGACUAUGUAAUGCCUGGUUGAACCCCGUCUUCACGGGUAAAGUGCUGCGCGGAAGAGGUUGGCUCUGAAGAAAACGUUAGCUUAGGGUAGCGAUGAGUGGAGAGACGGAUACCUUGGAACUCGAGGUUUUCGAGGUGAGGGAUGUCAGUGUCGGUGACUGCGGUGACGCGAAAACGGGCAACGACGUCGGGACGCCGGAUCCUGACGAUGAACGGGGCUGCGAACGAAGGAAGAAGAGAAGACGGCGACGAACGAAGGGUAAACAGCAGACCCCAACGCCCCACAUUAUCGUGAAUCUCCCCUCGUCAUCCGACGAGGUCGAACCAGCCGGUGAAUGUUCAAAGAGAGAUAGCUCGAGCAGUCUGGGAGGCACCAAGCACACAUCCUUAAGAGAGUCUCUCCUUACUGUUCUCGGGAAGCUCGCCGUCUGGAGAGGAACGGCCAGGUAUCGCCAAACGCCAACGUCUUCUUCAGUGCCCCCAAACACGCCGCCUGCCACCGAGUGCAUCGGCCGAAGUUCCGCAUUUUUUUCUAGCGAGACGGAGAGGAGAAUUCGCGCGAACAAUCGGGAGUAUAACUCACAAUUCCACUACGCGAACAACUACAUUAAGACGUCCAAGUAUUCAGUUCUGACGUUUCUCCCGCUGAAUCUGUUAGAGCAGUUCCAGCGGCUAGCUAAUUUUUACUUCCUGUGCUUGCUGGUGCUUCAAGUGAUUCCUGCUAUAUCUUCACUUACCCCUAUCACCACAGCCAUACCUUUGAUUGGAGUGCUUAUGCUCACCGCCGUGAAGGAUGCCUACGAUGACUUUCAACGACAUACAAGUGAUUCACAAGUCAAUAACAGGCGGUCACAGGCUUUAAGGGACAGAAGUUUACGAGAAGAGAAAUGGGCCCAGGUCCAGGUCGGAGACGUAAUUAGGAUGGAAAACGAUCAAUUUGUUGCUGCCGAUGUCCUGCUGCUAUCGACCAGUGAACCAAACGGCCUGUGUUACAUAGAGACUGCAGAAUUAGAUGGAGAAACAAACCUGAAGUGCCGGCAGUGCUUAAUAGAAACUGCUGAAAUGAUGGACAACAACGACUUAAUUGGCCAGUUUGAUGGUGAGAUUGUAUGUGAAACUCCAAACAAUCUGCUAAAUAAGUUUGAAGGCACGCUUCUUUGGAGAGGCAAAAGAUACUCACUGGACAAUGACAAAGUGAUCCUAAGGGGUUGCGUAUUGCGUAACACCCAGUGGUGUUACGGGGUUGUAAUCUUUGCUGGCAAAGAUACGAAACUCAUGCAGAACUCAGGGAAGACCAAGUUCAAGAGAACCUCGAUAGAUAGACUGCUGAAUCUUCUGAUCAUUGGAAUAGUGUUUUUUUUGUUAUCGUUGUGUCUAUUUUGUAUGAUUGGUUGUGGAAUUUGGGAAAGCCUAGUAGGACGCCAUUUUCAAGUUUACCUGCCUUGGGACUCGCUUGUGCCCAGUGAGCCUUUGGGUGGUGCAACAGUAAUCGCGUUGCUAGUUUUCUUCUCAUACGCGAUAGUCUUGAACACAGUGGUACCCAUCAGCUUAUACGUUAGUGUUGAAGUGAUUAGAUUUGUUCAAUCGUUCUUAAUUAAUUGGGAUGAAGAAAUGUACUACGAGCCAACAAAUACGCACGCCAAAGCUAGGACCACAACCCUAAAUGAAGAGCUUGGUCAGAUAGAAUAUAUAUUUUCAGACAAAACGGGUACGUUAACGCAAAACAUAAUGACUUUUAACAAGUGUUCAGUAGCUGGCAAGUGCUAUGGGGAUAUUGUCGACGAGACAACUGGAGAAAUUAUCGAGCUGAGUGAAACAGAUAGAGCUGUGCAGACCCCAAGACUGCAAUGGAGCAAUGGACAAGAACUCGUUCGGCCAAUUUAUUCGCCUCUUAAUGGCGUUAACGCACGACUUCUGGAUCAAGCUGACAGAAUAUCGAGCACAACCCCGGAACCCGUUAUCAACGGUCAACCUAGAACUGCACCUUCUACUUCAACUUCGCCGCCAUUGGAUUUUUCAUUCAAUGAAAACUAUGAGCCGGAAUUCAAGUUUUACGAUGGUACAUUGUUGGAAGCUGUGCAGCGAAAUAAUCAAGAUGUGCAUAGUUUCUUCAGGCUUCUAGCGCUAUGUCAUACGGUAAUGCCUGAAGAGAAAAGUGGCAAGUUAGAGUAUCAGGCACAAUCGCCUGAUGAAGCUGCGCUUGUUUCCGCGGCAAGAAACUUUGGAUUUGUUUUCAAAGAACGAUCACCUAAUAGUAUUACAAUUGAAGUGAUGGGAAAUCGUGAAGUGUAUGAGCUGUUGUGUAUUCUCGACUUCAACAAUGUGAGAAAAAGAAUGUCCGUCAUUUUGAGGAAAGAUGGCCAACUGAGGCUGUAUUGCAAGGGAGCGGACAAUGUGAUUUAUGAAAGAUUAAAAAAAGGCAGCGAGGAUAUCAAGGCCAAGACACAGGAACAUUUGAACAAGUUUGCUGGCGAAGGAUUAAGAACAUUGUGUUUAUCUGUAAGAGACUUGGAUGAACGGUUUUUCAACAACUGGAAACAGAGACAUCAAGAAGCUGCUUUAAGUCUCGAGAACAGGGAUGACAAAUUAGAUGCCAUUUAUGAAGAGAUAGAAAAGGGCAUGACUUUAUUAGGCGUCACCGCCAUUGAGGAUAAGCUGCAAGAUGGCGUUCCACAGACUAUCGCAAAUUUGGCCUUAGCUGGGAUUAAGAUAUGGGUUUUGACUGGAGACAAACAAGAGACUGCGAUCAACAUUGGUUAUUCUUGUCAGCUGCUAACGGAUGAAUUGACAGACGUAUUCAUAGUAGAUGCGACUACGUUUGAUGGCGUUGAAGCUCAGUUAACAAGAUUCCAAGAAGCAAUUAAGACUGCAUCAAACCAGCAAAGCAGGCCAGCACUCUCCAUUGUCACAUUCAGGUGGGACAAGGAAAGCAGUGAGACCGAGUACAAUGCCAACAGAGAUGAGGAGCUCGACCAAGCGGAAAAUUCAGGUUUCGCGAUUGUUAUCAAUGGGCAUUCACUGGUGCAUGCUUUACACCCGCAGCUGGAGCAACUCUUUUUGGAUGUUUCAAAACACUGUAAGUCUGUUAUAUGUUGCCGAGUAACGCCUCUUCAGAAAGCGAUGGUGGUUGAAUUGAUAAAGAAAAGUAAAAAAGCAGUAACCCUGGCGAUCGGUGAUGGAGCAAAUGAUGUUUCAAUGAUCAAAGCUGCUCAUAUCGGCGUUGGGAUCAGCGGGCAAGAAGGAAUGCAGGCUGUUUUGGCCUCAGAUUAUUCUAUUGGACAAUUUCGGUUCUUAGAGAGAUUAUUACUUGUCCAUGGCCGAUGGUCAUAUUACAGAAUGUGCAAAUUCCUUAGGUACUUUUUUUACAAGAAUUUUGCCUUCACUCUCUGCCACAUUUGGUUUGCUUUCUUCUGCGGCUUCAGUGCUCAGACUGUUUUCGACCCGAUGUACAUCUCCGUCUAUAAUUUAUUUUACACAUCAUUGCCCGUCCUGGCAAUCGGCAUAUUCGACCAAGAUGUCAAUGAUAAAAACAGUUUGCUCUAUCCGAAACUGUACACACCUGGGCACCAAAAUUUACUAUUCAACAAAAAAGAAUUCUGUUGGAGUGCACUACAUGGAUUCUUCGCUAGCUGUGUAUUGUUUCUAGUGCCCUAUGGAACGUACAAGGAUGGAGUAUCGCCAAAGGGUUACGUACUCUCUGAUCACAUGCUGCUGGGCAGUGUGGUAGCAACGAUAUUAGUCAUAGUUGUAACAGUGCAGAUAGCUCUCGAUACGUCUUACUGGACAGUGUUUAACCACAUCAUGGUUUGGGGCUCUCUUAUUUGGUAUUUUAUACUCGAUUACUUCUACAACUUCGUUGUCGGCGGCAGUUACGUGGGUAGUCUCACUAUGGCGAUGUCAGAAGCAACAUUUUGGUUCACAACUGUGAUAACGUGUAUCAUCCUGGUGAUACCAGUGUUAUCGUGGAGGUUUUUCUUCAUCGAUGUGAGGCCAACUCUUUCAGACAAGGUCAGACUGAAACAAAGAUUAGCCCAAUUGCGCUCGCGUCAAAGUCAGGACAUUAUGCGAACGCCGUCUACACGACGUACGCGAAGAUCUCUACGUUCUGGAUACGCGUUUGCACAUCAAGAAGGCUUCGGCCGUCUCAUUACAUCCGGGAAAAUAAUGCGAAAGCUGCCGAAUAGCUCUGACUUCAGAUUCGCUAUGCCGUUUACAAAUAAUGUAUCAAAACAAGUUAAUGUCGCGACCACUUCACCUAAAGAUAAUUCGUCUAGAAAUUCGAAUACUAUAGACACUAUUAAUCUGUGAGUUAAUUUUCUGUUUCUAAUUGUCCAAUACUCUUUUUAGGCAAUAUUCAAGUAUGCCUACACUUAGAAAAGUUUAUUGAGGGGAUGGUCAGAUGAUUUUCGAAUUGGAACUACAUCUGAGUUUGUGUGGAUACAGAUAUAUUGCAAAUGUGUGCUUGAAAACUUGAUUCUUUCAGUUCCAAAUUUAUUCUCGUUUCAACAUAAUUUUUUUUAUAAAAUACUGUGAGAUCUCAAAGGUAACCGAAAUAUUAUUAUCUGGUAUUUUCUCAUUUAAUCAUGUGUUCAAACAUAUGGCAGCAGUAUUUAUCAAAAACUAAUAGAGGAAAUAUUUUCCACUAAUAUAGGUGUUGAAGGAGUAAUUGCACGAAAUUCAUGACAUUUUUGAAAGAAGAUUAUUUCUUUUAGUGGAAAUAUUG